Suillus paluster is the source of this 693-nucleotide messenger RNA. RefSeq lists its product as uncharacterized. The coding region runs from base 1 to 693 and encodes 230 amino acids. NCBI's taxonomy places the organism in Eukaryota, Fungi, Basidiomycota, Agaricomycetes, Boletales, Suillaceae. The record is from RefSeq and is a predicted model, not a curated record. The transcript is spliced from 6 exons.
AUGUCCUUGCUAUAUCGCAAUCUGGCUUCUGGACAGCCAGUUGACUCUGAGGAUGUAGGGUACAUCAGAAUGCACAUCUUAUGGUAUCGGUAUCCCUAUCAUUGGGGUACAUCAGAACGCACAUCUUAUGGUAUCGGUAUCCCUCUCAUUGGGACCACUCGAAUGAACAAGAUCUUACGAUACAUAAAGACUGUGUCUUUGAAUCUUUACUGUCACUCAAACAUGCCUCCUCGUCGACGAGGGCAGAAGUCUCAAGUUACCACUGUGCCUACUCAUGCUGCUGUAACUCCUACUGCUGCUGCUCCAAUUGAUGCUACCCCCAUCAUUACCCCCAUCACUGCCGCUAUUGUGCCCAUUGCUGCCACUGUUGCACCCAUUGCUGCCACUGUUGCGCCCAUUGCUGCUGCUGUUGCAUUGAAUGCAGCUAUGCUUCAACACCCCCAAAGUCGCACGCCAGAUGACAGAGAAUACAUUGACAUUGGUGAUGUCUCCGGGGACGAAGAAGAUAACUUGCCUGCACCCAGCGUUAGGGCUCCUCCAGUUCCCAGCCCUCUGCAGACAGUUACAAGUACCAUCUACUCCACCCAAGUCGAUCCCUUGGCUACGGGUGUCCGAGGAACGCAGCCUAAAAGCACUGCUGAUAUCAAUCACUUCUUUAGGGAAGAUUCAGCUACUAAACGCAAGAUUUGCUGA